Messenger RNA from Diatraea saccharalis (sugarcane borer), 677 nucleotides. Lineage: Eukaryota; Metazoa; Arthropoda; Insecta; Lepidoptera; Crambidae. The record is from the annotation of a GenBank genome assembly.
UAAAACUCGUACAUUUUAUUUCUUUAGCGGAGAAUCGAUUGUAUAUUUUUUCAGUAUCUCAAAUAUUAGAAGUCUGGUGCUCAUCAUGAAUCACUACAGCAUUGUGCUGUUAUUCGUUUGCUUGAGCUUGGGAUUUUUCGUUGAAGGACGUAGAAAAUAUAAGCGAGAGGAUUACGACAGUUUGAAGUCUGCCGAAGAGUUCGACUUCAACGAUGAUAUCGAUGAGCUGGAGCCAUGCCAGUGCGGUGUUUUCAUGUCAAAGCAAGUCGGCUUGAAGGAAGGCAGACGAGGCAGGCCUCGAGGUCCGCCAGAAGGCGAACCUGUUGUCACAUACGACACAGAGGAACCAUGCGGUGCGGGCGGCUUUAAGAGUUGUGUUUCCAAAUGUCUUGAUGUGAUUUUGAAAUACCUGCCCCGAGCUGGUCCCGUCAUCUGUGGAGCUGCAGAAAGGGACAUACAUAGAGAGAAAGCUUUCCUUUUUAUAAAGAGUUGCGGGGGAGAGUGGACACCAACGAGCUUUUCAGCAGGCAAAGAGUUUUGUUGCACUGAUGGUCAACAUCACAAGUGUUAAAAACUUAAAAUGAGGUUGUAACAAAAUCGUGAUCUUAAAUCUUUGACUUGGCUAUCUUUCUGCAAAAAGUUAUAUGCAUCAUGGACAGAGGUCGGUUACUUUUGCU